CGCGCAGAAAUUUUAAACUCUCGUCCUUCUCAGUGAUGGCGGCUUCGUUUCGUUCUCUCCCUGCAAGCUGUAAUAACAAAUGGUACUACACACGACAGCAGAUCGACAACAGCCCAUCUCGGCGAGCUGGACUUGAUCCCGACAAGGAGCUGUCCUACAGACAACAGGCGGCGAACCUGCUCCAGGACAUGGGACAGCGGCUCAAUGUGUCCCAACUUACAAUUAAUACAGCCAUUGUGUACAUGCACCGAUUCUACAUGGUCCAGUCUUUCACCAGAUUUCACAGAAAUGUUAUUGCUCCUGCCGCUCUCUUCCUCGCUGCAAAGGUUGAGGAGCAGCCCCGAAAGCUGGAACAUGUUAUCAAGGUGGCCCAUGCAUGCCUCAAUCCUCAGGAGCCUUCACCAGAUGUACGCAGUGAUGCCUACCUGCAACAAGCCCAAGACCUGGUCAUUCUUGAGAGCAUAAUACUCCAGACCUUGGCUUUUGAAAUCACCAUCGACCACCCGCACACUCAUGUUGUCAAGUGCACUCAGCUUGUCAGAGCGAGCAAGGAUCUGGCUCAGACGUCAUACUUUAUGGCUACCAACAGUCUGCACUUGACCACGUUCUGCCUGCAGUAUAGUCCGCCCGUUGUGGCCUGCGUAUGCAUCCAUCUCGCCUGCAAGUGGUCCAACUGGGAGAUCCCCGUGUCCACGGACGGCAAGCACUGGUGGGAGUAUGUCGACCCCACGGUCACCCUGGAACUGCUGGAUGAGCUCACACAUGAGUUCCUGCAGAUUCUGGAGAAAACACCCAGCCGGUUGAAACGGAUUCGCAACUGGAAGGCUGGAGGUCAGACACCCAAAGCCAAGCCAAAAGUCCAGGAGGAGGGUGACCAGAGGGACACCAUGAUGAGCAUGAUCUCUAUGGCUUCUUCAGAGAGUACUGUGGCAGGUCUGAUGAGCCUCUCAGCUCCACCGUCUGCCUCUUCUUCUUCCUCAUCCAUGGGUGAUAAGGAGAGGGGGGCAUCUGGCAGUGCUCAGACCUGGAGUGGAAAAGGCCAGGCUGGUUCUGAACAGCAGCAGCAACAACAACAACAACAACAGCAACAGCAACAGCAACAGCAGCAGCAGCAGCAGCAGCAGCCGCCCAACCAUGAAGUCCAUGCCCCGGCUAAGGUAUCUCUCAGUGAGUACCGUGCCAAGAACGCAGAUGUUUUGGCUGCCCAGAAGAGGAAGCUGGAGAACAUGGAGGCCAGCGUGAAGCGGGACUACGCCAACGCUGCCCAGGCUCUCAUUGGUCAGCAGCAGAGGAAGGAGAAGCAGCAGCAGCAUCAUCACCAGCAGUCCAGCUCCUCUUCGUCUGACAUGUCCAGCCCUUCUCCCAUUAUUCUGAAAAUCCCCCUGGAGAAGGAGAGGCAUGACAGGAGCUCUCUGAAAAUGCGUUUCCCUGUAGCGGGUGGAGGAGGAGGAGGUGGCGGUGGUGGCAGCGGGCACAGCAGCGGCAGCAGCAGCAGCACCCGAGGUCAGGAUCAGGACAUCAAAGUCAGAAUACGAGUGCCUGAGAAGCAGAGGGGGAGUUCAGGAGAAGAGGGCAAGAGCAGGGACAAGCACAGGGAACGGUCUAAUCACCACCAUCAUCACCACCACCACCAUCACCACCAUUCUUCCUCUAGCAGUGCCUCACUUUCCUCCUCACAUAAACACUCAUCUAGCUCCAGUGGGACGGUAGGAAGCAGCAAAAAAGUCCCCAGCGACUCCUCUAGAACAAGCUCUUCAUCCUCUUCUGCCUCGCGCAAGAGGACACACUCCCAGGAUCCCACAGCAGGCUCUCACCCUGCCUCAAAAGUCAGCAAAUCCUCUAGGAAUCCCUACCAGCUACCGUCCCUGUCUUCCUCCUCUGGGCAAACUCUGGGGCACGGUCCUGACAUUCUUCCCGCCCUGGGCCUUCCCCACCACCAGGGGAGCUACUCACACUCCAAAAGUGACAAGACAGACACUAAUGGGCACGGUGCAGCGGGCGGGGCCCAGUCGAACGAGUACCAGGACACUUUUGAAAUGCUAAACUCUCUUCUGAGUGCACAAGGCGUCCAGCCCUCCCAGCCGUCCAUGUUUGAGUACAGAUCCCAGUUCGGGGACUACAUUUACGGCAGUGGCUCCAGAGGGAACAACCCCAGACCCCCACCCCUGCCUUCAGAUCCGCCUCCGCCACUGCCGCCCUUACCGAAAUGAGUUCCCGAUCAGGAGACGCUGUUGUGUACAUUGUACUUGACAUCACAAACAUCCAUCUUGUUACAUAAAGUAUUGUGUAAUUUUACUUUUUAACUCACCCAACUUUUUUUUUUUUUUUUUUAAAUGGCUUCGGUGUGACAGCAGAGAAAUGUACCGGUGAAACAAAUGAGUUUUUCUUUUUAAAGUUCACCUGUGGGGCAAUAAUGAGAGGCUUGAAAAGCUUGUAAAAUGUGAGGAAAAAAGUUAACAAGUGUAGAUAAUUUUUUUUUUUACUCUUAAAUGAAAUGUGAUGAUGGGACCUGAUUACUGUUUUAAAGGAAGUCAUCGUCUUGAAAUCAUGAGGAAACUAAAAGAUUUCCAUCACAUACCUGUUCGGUCUUCUUACCGAUUGUCUUUUUAUAAUGUUUUUAUAGUAUGUUAUUUAUUAAUUGAAUACUUAAAAAAAAACACAGUCCCCUUUUCUACCUUUUUUAAGGUUUCCCCUCUGUGUUAUUUUCGCGCAGAGAGACAUUUCUUCAUCAAGACUGUACAGGCUAGUUUGAGAGUGCAUGUCUCCAAAGCCAUCUUUUCAAUAUUUUUGUCUUUUUAAAUAUUUUCUUUUUUCUUUUUUUUUUUAUCAGCCAUAACCUCAAAAAGAAAAAAAACAGUGAUUGCCCCCACCCCUGUUGUUAAUCUGUUUUGUUUCUUUCAUUAUUUGGUAAACUUGUACAAAGAUUGUAAAAUGUUUAAAACAAACAUGAAAUAUUUUUUACAUUUUGUUACAAAAUUGCAAAAAAAAAGAUGUAAAUUAUGGAAGCUUGUACUUUUUUUUUUUUAGAUUUCGAGUGUUGCAGUCAUUGUUUUAAAUGGUUGUAAAAUAUUCAUAUUCAGUUCUCUAAUAAUUACACUAAUGGACAAAGUUCAUACCAAGGAUAUACAUUUAUGUUUUAUCAAAGAGUUCAGAGAGUUCAAACAUAUCUCCCCGAUAUGGUCACAAUGAAGGAACUGCCAACAAACAAAGAAAAAGAAAUCCCUUGUAAUGUGUUGUAACUGUCUUCUGGGGUGUUCACAGCUACAAAUAAAGUUAGAAAUACUCAGAAUAUAUAGCUACACAACGUUUUCACCCUGAAACUGUCGGAAAAACACAUUUUUGGUGCUGGUGCUCACUUUGUGGUGACCAUAUUGAGCAAAGUGUACAACAAAGUAUUCACAAUACACAUUAUCAAAGACUAAUAAUAAGUCAACUGUCUGUUUUUA
Molecule: messenger RNA, 3446 nt
Organism: Lates calcarifer (barramundi perch)
Lineage: Eukaryota; Metazoa; Chordata; Actinopteri; Centropomidae
Gene: ccnt1
Product: cyclin T1
Biological process (GO): regulation of transcription by RNA polymerase II; positive regulation of DNA-templated transcription, elongation
Cellular component (GO): cyclin/CDK positive transcription elongation factor complex; nucleus
Molecular function (GO): cyclin-dependent protein serine/threonine kinase activator activity
Source: RefSeq, a predicted model, not a curated record